AUGGCUAAAUUUAGUCCAGAAGAAGUCUCUGCUCUUCAAGCUGGUGGAAAUGAGAGAGCAAAUCAGGUUUAUCUUAAAGAAUGGGAUCCUCUUCGCAAUUCUAAGCCAGAUUCCAGUAAUAUACAGAAACUCCGAGAAUUCAUCAAGUGUGUGUAUGUGGAAAGAAGAUACACUGGAGAAAGUAGCAGCAAUCUUUCUAGGAUUAGAUUGAGUGAGAAGGAGCCUAAUGCAAGUAAGAGAAGUAGUUCAUUUCGUUUAGAGUUCAGAACUCCAAAUUCAAGUCCCGGUCCUUAUCCAAAAAGUGAUGACAAGAAUUUGAGAUAUUUAUAUGAUGAAAGCAGAAGUCCUAGAUAUGCUCAAAAGUAUUCAAGGAAUGGUGGCCAUAUCAGAAGUCCUAUACAGAUUGAAGUUGUUGAUGACAGGUACAAAGAUGAUGAACGUAGAAAUAGAAGACUUGCAAAUAUAGAAGCAAAGCUAAAGAAAACUUCAAGUGAUGAUCUGAAGAAAGUGGAAACUGUUGCAGCUCCUUUGGGUGAAGUAUCAAAGGAGAAAGCUCAACCCCUAAAAGUAGGUCAACCUCCUCAAACACAGUUUUAUGAACUUAUAUUACCACUCACUCUGAAACCUCCUGGUGGCAAGGGUUCUGUUGAGGAAAAACCAUCUGAGCAAAAAAAUAAUAAUCCAGAAACACCACCACCAUCUAUAGCACAACAAUCAAAUGAAAAUAACUGGGCCAUAUUUGAAGCUUCAACAGAGGACAAUGUUCCUAAAACUCCACCAAACACAAGUACCUCUAAUCCUUCCUCAGAAAAGGCACCAUCAGCAAAAAAUCCUAUAGACCUUUUACUUUCUGAAUUGUCAGGUCCUAUGACUCCAGUGACUGGUGGCAUGUCACCAGUUCCAAGCAGUGCUAAUAAUGAUCCAACAACUACAACAGUACAAAAUGCUAUUGAUUGGGACUUUCCACCUACUUCAGCAGGGAAAACAGCUGCAUCAUCCAACAAUACCAACAAUACUAGUGUUUGGCCAUGCACAUCAACCCCAGCCACUGAACCAGCACAACCUUCUAAUGAAGUUCCUCCACAUACUGAAGAUUCACAUCAACAUAAUCCAUCAAGCAUGCAGUAUCUUCCAUCUGUAUCAGUAGCUUUUAGUUCAACUGCACAACCAACAAAUUCACCAGUCAUAGAAGUAGCUUCAAAUAAUAAGCCAUCAGUAACUCCAAGUGAAAAAGAUCCUUCAUGGUCUUUUACUGAACUACCUUCUCAAACUACCUCAAAACCCACUCAAGAAACCAAAUCUGAUGUUGGCUUGCAGCCAAGUAAAGUGGAAACUAAGGCUAGUGGAAGACAAGAAAUUCCAGAGAACCUUUUUACACCAAGCUAUUUAUCUAGGCCAGCACCCCUUCCAAAUUGGCAGAAUGUUCAACCAUCUGGCAUGGGAUAUGGCUUGCAGUAUUAUCAUAAUGCUGUGCCUCUCUCAGCACUUUCAAAUUCACCAAUGUCCAUAAACCCCUUUGAAUUAACUGAUGUGAGAAAUAUAACCCAUGUCUCAUCGCUUCCUUCUAUGGGUUCUGUGCCUGGUGCACCACAAGCUCUAUCAUCUCCCAGAACAGCAUUGAUGCAUACUGCAAGCCUGGGGUCUUUGGUGUCUCAGUCUCCAAGUUAUACAUCCCCAGUUAUGGGUAUGUACUUUGAUCAAGUUGAUAAUAAGGAGCAACCCACAAGACCUCAAAGAGCUGAGAGCUUCAAUGGUGACAUAACUUCUUUUGGAUCUAUAGAUCCCCUUCAACAUGCAAAUAGAUCAUUCCAGACCUGCAAAAGUUCAAUUUCUAUUUCCAAUACAAGAGCAAACCCAUUUGACUAGUUUAAACAAUUUGCUACACUGCCAAAACCUUCUGCCUUAUGUCAAUAACAAAAAUUGCAGAAGGAUUAUGAUCCUGUCAUUCUUGUGCCAAGUUCACUUAGUAUCCUUUGCAAAUUGUAAUGUAAAUAUAAAAGCACACAUAUUCCCAAGUGGAUGCAGAAAACUUUACACAUCACAGGGCUGCUGAUUAAAUGAUUUAACCAUACAAUGUAUUUAUUGUAAUUACAUGUAAAUUUUUACAACUCUCUUGUACAUAACAAUACAAGUCAAAUAUUAUUGUCUUUGAGUGUAAA
Molecule: messenger RNA, 2159 nt
Organism: Vigna angularis (adzuki bean)
Lineage: Eukaryota; Viridiplantae; Streptophyta; Magnoliopsida; Fabales; Fabaceae
Exons: 11
Coding region: 1-1866 (621 amino acids)
Molecular function (GO): GTPase activator activity
Source: RefSeq, a predicted model, not a curated record